AUGGCAACUUCAACAUCGCAAACCCUUCCGGGAGGUUUUGGGGGAUUUGGGCUUGAUAGUUUUCCAAUUUCUCAAGAACGUCUUUCACUUUUAAAUCGGUUUAAAAGUGAAAGGCUAGGAAACAUUCGACCUAUGGGUGAAUUUUUUGAUAGGGGUAGAAUCUCGAAACCAAAAGGCAUGGGAGGACUAGUUUUGCAUGAUCGUACUAUCACUCAAAAACAAUUAUAUAUGGGAUUGUUUGGUAUUUCUGUCCCGCUCUUGUGGAUAUCCUCAGCUGGUUCUACCAUAUUUUGGAUUAUUG
Molecule: messenger RNA, 301 nt
Organism: Dentiscutata heterogama
Lineage: Eukaryota; Fungi; Glomeromycota; Glomeromycetes; Diversisporales; Gigasporaceae
Source: the annotation of a GenBank genome assembly